CUGAGAUAUAAUAAUUGGAUCAACUAAAAAUGCACUUGGUCUUUCUAUGGGCAUGGAUGAUCUCUAUCGCAAUUGGAAUGUUCCAGAUGGGAUAUUGAAGUGCCAUGUUCUCAUCCUUCUUAGAUAUCCUACAUACCCAGCUAGGAGAAGCUGGACGAGCUGUAAUAGGGGAUUCAGAAAAUUUUAACUCGGUCAUGACCACUGCUAUUCCUUUAGGAGCAGUCUUUGGAUCCUUGACUGGUGGAUGUCUCGUCUCUUAUGGAAGAAGAAAAGCUAUUAUUUGGAUCAAUGUAGUGCUAUGAUUUGGAACAGCACUUUCAAUGAUCUUCAACUUCUUUACUAUCUUGAUAGGGAGGAUUAUUGUAGGGUUUUGAGUAGGAGUGCUUACUGUCGUUUGACCAAUGUUUCUCUCAGAGACUUCUUUGGUAAAACUAGCUGGACCUAUCGGUGGGCUUAAUCAAGUGAUGGUGACUGUUGGGAUAAUGGUAGGGUACUUCUUUGGAUUUCUAGCUCCUCUAAAACUAGACUUAGAAAACAAUCCUAACCCUACUGUUAAAACAACAAAUUCUUGGAGAUUUGUUUUCAUGAUUCCAGCAUUUGUUGCUAUUAUCCAAUCACUUUUGCUGAUAAUAGUAUUUACAGAUGAUACUCCUAAAUACUAUCGACUGAUCGGAAAAGAAAGGCAUGCUCGGAGAAUUGAGUUGCUGACAAACCCGGACUUUAAUGAACGAGACCUUAUCCUCACUAAGGAGGUAAGAUCACAAGAACAGAAAGUUUCCAUUUGAAAAUAACUUUGAUCCUUAUCACAGAAAAGCAUUUAUUAUUGGAUGAGUUUUAGCGGUUUUCCAACAACUUACAGGAAUCAAUGUUGUUAUACUAUAUUCAGCAAAGUACAUUGAAUUUGGACAGGAAAAUGAGACUCAUGAUGUACUCGUUUUGGCUAGGAUGGGAACCACUAUCAUUGGAGUCAUCAAUUGUAUCUCUGCUAUUGCAGCCAUUUUUCUUUUAGCAAAAUUUGGAAGGAAGCCUUUGAUGAUUAUCAGCAACAUCGGAAUGUGCUUCUGCCUGAUUGCACUUGCUGUUUGGCCUAAGUCUCAGAACUCCUCUUACCUCAUCGCAUUCGCAAUUGUAUUCAUUAUCUUCUUCGAAAUAGGGAUGGGAUCAGCUAUUUUUAUGUAUGCUACAGAAAUCAUGACUGAAUUCGGAAUUUCAAUUGCCCUAUCAAUAACAUGGAUUUUGACAACUCUUGUUUCUCUUCUAACAUUCAAAACCCUAGGGUAUUUUAAUCAGAGAGAUCUCUACUUUAUCUUCCUAGGCAUUAACCUCCUAGGGUUGCUGUUCUUGAUAUUUUUCAUAAAAGAGACAAAGGGUGAAUCUAAAGAGUCUCUCAAAUAUCUCUACUCCAAAGUACCAUAUGAAGAGAUCUUGACUGCAAAAUUAAAUGCAACAGAGUCAACUAGCCCAUUUAUCUAA
Molecule: messenger RNA, 1473 nt
Organism: Moneuplotes crassus
Lineage: Eukaryota; Ciliophora; Spirotrichea; Euplotida; Euplotidae
Source: the annotation of a GenBank genome assembly